Molecule: messenger RNA, 1522 nt
Organism: Cryptomeria japonica (Japanese cedar)
Lineage: Eukaryota; Viridiplantae; Streptophyta; Pinopsida; Cupressales; Cupressaceae
Exons: 5
Coding region: 179-1477 (432 amino acids)
Biological process (GO): rRNA base methylation
Cellular component (GO): cytoplasm
Molecular function (GO): rRNA (uridine-N3-)-methyltransferase activity
Source: RefSeq, a predicted model, not a curated record
AUGGUUUUUCAAUUUAGAUGAUGAGUAUUGGGACUUAGAUCUGCAUGUAUGGGGUUCUUCAAAACAUCUAACAUCAAAGAGUGGGUUUCAUAGUCUUUCAAAGCAAAUUUUAUUAGUGGGGGAAGGCGACUUUUCAUUUUCUUUAGCUUUGGCCAAUGCAUUUGGUUCUGCAGACAACAUGGCUGCCUCCUCUCUUGACAGUAGAGAGAAGAUCAUAAGUUCGUAUGAGUCUGGCCAAAAUAACCUUCAGAAUUUGGAAAAACUUGGAGCAAUGAUAUUGCAUGGCGUUGAUGCAACAACAAUGAAUAAGCUCGAGAUUAUCAAAGAAAGAAGGUUUGAUAGAAUUAUCUUCAAUUUCCCUCAUGCAGGUUUUUUUUGGAAUGAAAAGGAUAACAGAGUUAUCAAAAAACACCGCCAUUUGUUGAACAUGUUCUUCAAAAAUGGAAUGACCAUGCUUAACAAAAUGGGAGAAAUCCAUGUUACCCACAAAGAACAAGAUCCUUAUGACAAGUGGAAACUGGUGGAAGAAGCAGAAAAAUGUGGGCUGGUUUUAAAAGAAUCAGUGGAGUUUGACAAAGCAGAUUAUCCUGGCUAUACCAAUAGAAGAGGAGCUGGAUCUAGAAUUGGCGAGACUUUCUUCUUGGGAGAGUGUAGAACCUACAUGUUCAUUUUAAGCAGUAAUGACCAUAUACAUUCUGCUCAGCCCAAAAUGUCUUUGCAAGGUCAUCUACAGAUCCUUAAAGCAGCCAUUUUGGAGCUUGAAUCUGAAAGCCAAAAUAGAAAGGCAGCUGAAACUACAAAAGCGAAAUUGGAUUCUUCAUGUAAUGAAUUAAGGACAGUCGCAGAUAAAGCAUUAAAGGAAAGAGAUGAAUCUAGAGCUUUAAGAAAAAAGGCAAAAAUUACCAAACAGAAAGAAAAGAUUGCCAGAGAAUUAGGCGAGGCCUUGCGAUUGCAAGAGGAAUGCAAAGCAAAUUUGGAAUUUUCAUUUAAUGAGCUGAGGCCAGUUAUAGAUGAAACAUUGAAGAAUGUUUUAUUUGAUGAGCUGAUGAAAUUUACAGAUGAAACAUUUAAAGAAAGAGAUGAAUUUAAGAGGCAAAAAGAUGAAGCUUUGCUAGAAAAGGAAAAUAUUACCAAACAAUUAGCUGAAAUUUUGAGAUUGAAAGAAGAUGUGGUUAAGCAGAGAGAUGUAAGUAUUCGGAAGCUAGAGUUUGAAAGGAAAACCAGAAUUGAUGCUGAAUCUGCAAAUAAUGAGUUGAGGUCAGUUUUAGAAAAAACAUCAAAGGAAAGAGAUGGGUUUCGAAAUAAAAAAGAUGAAGUUUUGGGAGAACAGGAAAAUAUUGCCAAACAGUUAACUGAAGCUUUGAGAUUCAAAGAAGAUGUGGUUAAGGAAAAAGCUGAGGAAAAGAAGUUUUCUUUUCUUUUGUUAUUUUUGUGUAUUUUUAUAUAUUUUUAUUAUUAUCAUUGGAAAAUUAGUUGAAGUUUUGAAAUAGAAAUAAAUGUAUCAAACAAAGAUAUAUUAUUU